UUAGGGUUUCGAAAUCCAAAAUUGCUCUAAUUAUUGCGGAUUACGAUUUAAAAAAAAAAUUUCAAAUUGGUCCUUGAAUCGAAUUGAGCCUCUACUUGUUUAGAAGAAAUCAUCGAUAAUGCCGAAGAGAAAAGCGAAGGAGUGUGUCAAACUCACUGAAGAAGAUAAGAACGAUGACAACAAGCGAAUUCGAAGAGAAGACUUGGUCGACGAAGAAGUCGAAAGACAAAUCGCUGCGAUUAGGGCGAUUCGGGAUGUUGAGAUUGAACAGACUUUAACUGCGUUGAGGUUGCUCCGUUCGUAUUUUACCGAGGAACAGCUCGACACACCUGUGUUGGACUUCUUCAAAGAGAACCUUCCGGAUUUGACAAUAUCAAGAAACGAAGAAAGUGGGGAGAUUGAGUUGAAAUGGAAAGACGAAAACGGUGAUCCUUCGGAUGGCGUUGGCAUGAAUUAUUCUACACUUAAACGCUUGUCAAUGGGUUUCCCUGAUUUAUACAAUAGUAGUAGGCCUUCUCUUGGUGGCUAUGAUUUACCUGAUAACGUGAAAGCAAGCCUGUUAGGAACUGAUAACCCACAGCUCGAGAAUCUUGUCUUCCAGAGGACAUCUGACAACCAUAUGCUUGCAAGCCAUGCUGCUUUUCAGACUCCUGGGGUAAAUGGGCAGAGACUCUCUUUUGGAAUGACACCAAAGACUCGGAGGCUACCAAAACCUGGAGAAAUGAUGCUCUCUGUGCAUGGCUCUCCUUUGGGGGUCUACAAAGAAGACCACAACAUUGGAGCUAUAAAUGAGGAAAACAGUUGAAGAGCUACAUAGAUUCAGACACUUUUGGAUUGUGAUGGUUUACUCUUCUAGUCGUAGGAUCUACUCAGAUCCCAAAAAUUCUGUAUAUUUGUUAUGUGCGUUCUUACGGAUACUAUAGUAAUUUAAGUCUCUAGAACAACACAACAAUAAACAUGUUGUUUAUAAAUAGAUGAAACUUUCCAGUUACACUUUACCAACUAAUUACAAAGACAAGUGAAUAGUUCUUUCUUCUC
Camelina sativa (false flax) is the source of this 1038-nucleotide messenger RNA. RefSeq lists its product as uncharacterized. The record is from RefSeq and is a predicted model, not a curated record. Lineage: Eukaryota; Viridiplantae; Streptophyta; Magnoliopsida; Brassicales; Brassicaceae.